AUGAUUUCUUGUUUCCUAUUGAGCCUUAUGUAUUUUUUACAGCAUUGUCUUUUGAUCAAACCUGUAAUUAAAGUGAUACCUAUCAGAAAUAAUGGGAAUCUUCAUUUUUCAUGGAGCGAAUUUUAUCAGGAUGAGCAAAAUGAAAAAAUAAGUCAAAAUGAGUUUAACACUACUGUAUAUUCGUCAAGCACGUCAUAUUACCUAAAGAAUCUGAUUAUUCAGAAUUUACAAUCAAACGCAAUAUGCCUGCAAAAUCAAACUUCAAUUAAAUUUUUAGUUGAAUCAUGUUCACUUACAACAAUUAUUACCUUAGUACCUGCAAACUUCGGUGAAAUUACAAAGAUAUGGGAUGACACAAAAGCAGGGGCUUUUUGGUUUGAACUUCAAGGCAAUAGUCAGUGCAUAAUAAAUAAAUGCUCUGCAUAUAAUUGUUAUAACAAUAUUGAUAAAUCUUAUUACUAUCUUGAUGGCGGAAAUUUUGCAACUUUUAGACAUGCAAGAAAUAAAAUUUUAUCAACAACAAUUCAAUUUUGUGGGCCUGAACAUCAUGGUGUUAAUGCAUUUAGAUCACACGAUACAUCAGGAAAUUACACAGGGUUGAAUAUUACUAACUGCAAAUCCUAUAAUACGCCAAUGUUUACGGUUUUUCCAAGCAAAGAUGAUUCAAUUAAAUAUUCAUUAUUUAAUGGAAACUCUGCGCCAAGGACUGGACAUCGGGCAAGAUGGGGAACAUAUACAUACACGUCAGAUGGACCAACCUAUGGUGUUGCUGUUGUCUAUGAUGGAAAUUUCACAAUAGACAGCUGUUACUUUGUUAAUAAUACUGCAAACUACUUAAUUUGUUCCACGCAUGGUGUAUAUAUUAGAUUCUUAAACAGUGCAUUUGUUGACAAUGAAAAUGACUAUAUAGCAUAUGCAAAUAAAGGAAAUAAUGAAUAUGGAUUGUUCUUCUCAAAAAUCUCUAUCCAAAAUUGUUAUUUAGAAGGAAGAAACGCAAAAGUUACUGGAACUGGUAGCGCAUUAAUCUCAUCAGAUAAUGAGAAUAACCCUUUAAUUAAUUCUGAACUCAUCAACCAAAUUCGUAAUCAACUGCGCACUGUUCCAAUAACAGAAGCUCAAUCUAUUUAUCAUUUAAGAAUGAAAAGAGCUCAUGCUAAAUACUAA
This is a messenger RNA of Trichomonas vaginalis G3, 1164 nucleotides long. RefSeq lists its product as uncharacterized. NCBI's taxonomy places the organism in Eukaryota, Parabasalia, Trichomonadida, Trichomonadidae. The record is from RefSeq and is a predicted model, not a curated record. The coding region runs from base 1 to 1164 and encodes 387 amino acids. The transcript has a single exon.